This is a messenger RNA of Oenanthe melanoleuca, 1979 nucleotides long. It is a transcript of the gene WTAP, whose product is annotated as WT1 associated protein. The record is from RefSeq and is a predicted model, not a curated record. The coding region runs from base 147 to 1337 and encodes 396 amino acids. The transcript is spliced from 8 exons. NCBI's taxonomy places the organism in Eukaryota, Metazoa, Chordata, Aves, Passeriformes, Muscicapidae. Gene Ontology annotation, cellular component: nucleus. Gene Ontology annotation, biological process: regulation of alternative mRNA splicing, via spliceosome.
CGGCCGCGGAGCUGCUGGUAGCGGCGGCGUCGGCAGGCGCGGAGGUGGCGGCGUUUCGCCCCCGCUCGAUGUGAGGAGGAGCGCGGCCCAGGCAAGCGGCGUGCGAGGGGCGCGGGGCCUCCGCGCCGCGGGCGGGAGAGUUCACAAUGACGAAUGAAGAACCUCUCCCAAAGAAGGUUCGCCUUAGUGAAGCAGAUUUUAAGGUUUUACCUAGAGAUGAGCUUAUCCUAAGGUGGAAACAAUAUGAAGCAUAUGUGCAAGCUCUGGAGGGCAAGUACACAGACCUUAAUUCUAAUGAUGUGACGGGGCUGAGAGAAUCCGAAGAGAAGCUGAAGCAGCAACAGCAGGAGUCUGCCCGAAGAGAAAAUAUUCUGGUGAUGAGGCUGGCAACUAAGGAACAGGAGAUGCAAGAGUGUACUAAUCAGAUUCAGUACCUCAAGCAAGUCCAGCAGCCUAGUGUUGCCCAACUGCGAUCAACAAUGGUGGACCCAGCCAUCAACUUGUUUUUCCUAAAAAUGAAAGGUGAACUGGAACAGACUAAAGACAAACUGGAACAAGCCCAAAAUGAACUGAGUGCCUGGAAAUUUACGCCUGAUAGCCAAACAGGGAAAAAGUUAAUGGCGAAGUGUCGAAUGCUUAUCCAGGAGAAUCAAGAGCUUGGAAGGCAGCUGUCCCAAGGACGUAUUGCACAGCUUGAGGCAGAAUUGGCUUUACAGAAGAAAUAUAGUGAGGAACUUAAAAGCAGUCAGGAUGAAUUGAAUGACUUCAUCAUCCAGCUUGAUGAGGAGGUAGAGGGUAUGCAGAGUACCAUUCUAGUUCUUCAGCAGCAGUUGAAGGAGACUCGCCAGCAGUUGGCACAGUACCAGCAGCAGCAGUCCCAGGCCUCCAACCCAGGUACCAGCAGGACUCCAUCCUCUGAGCCCACAGAGCAGGGAGAGGCUGCGGGCAAAGACUGCAGCCGCCUGGCAAACGGACCAAGCAAUGGCAGCUCCUCCCAUCAGCGGACGUCUGGGCCUGGAUUUUAUAGGGAGGGUAGCGGCACGGAAGAUGACUUCCCGGCUUCUCCAGGGAAUGGUAAUAAGCUGUCCAACCACUCUGAAGAUAGAACUGGUAGAGGAAGUGGUAGCUACAUAAACCAGCUCAGUACUGGGUAUGAAAGUGUAGACUCUCCCACUGGCAGUGAAAACUCUCUCACUCACCACUCAAAUGACACAGACUCCAAUCAUGAUCCUCAAGAGGAGAAAACAGUGAGCAUGAAAGGUAACAGAACUGUGGGUUCUCGUCAUGUCCAGAAUGGUUUGGACUCCAGUGUAAAUGUGCAGGGUUCAGUUUUGUAACAUUUUUCUGCAAAAUUUUUAUACAGUGUCAUUGAAAUUGGGAGAGGAUACUGUCCAGAAGCCGUUUAAAUUAGUGCAUACUUGUCACAAUUUUGCCUUUUUGUGGGUUUCUUUUUGCUUCAAUACCUCUGCCACUUUGGAAAUUUUAACAGUUAAUUACGUUGAAUGUUGCUAAAAGGACGUUUGUGUAGCUCAAGUUAUUUUUAUAUGAGUUAAUGUGAAGUUGAAAUGGAAGUUAUUUCCAUAAAGUAUAACAUAAAUGAUGUCUGUACAAAUCUGUGUAUAUCUAGAACCUGUGCUGUGUAAGGGCAUUCUUACUCAUACUGUUAUACUUAACACCACCUUCAAGAUUUGUCAUAAUAGCUGUGGGUUUAUGACUGCCAAGUUUGCCCAGUACAGUAGUUUUAUCACUAAAAAGAUGGACUUACUGAAGGAGUCCUGUAGUAGUUUCAGUGUUAAUUACAGUUUUUCCCACCAUACAUCUGUGCAUUUUCUCCUUAGGUGACCGAAUGUUUAUGGAUUGUGUGCAUAGUUACUCAGUUUUUAAGAACUGUUGUAUCCUGUUGAUGCAUAUUGCUCUGUGACUCCAAUAUUAUCUUACCUGUACUGACCAAACCUAAAUAAAAACUUUUAAUAAUGUAA